Molecule: messenger RNA, 792 nt
Organism: Suncus etruscus (white-toothed pygmy shrew)
Lineage: Eukaryota; Metazoa; Chordata; Mammalia; Eulipotyphla; Soricidae
Gene: RTP1
Product: receptor transporter protein 1
Exons: 2
Coding region: 1-792 (263 amino acids)
Biological process (GO): protein targeting to membrane; detection of chemical stimulus involved in sensory perception of bitter taste; protein insertion into membrane
Cellular component (GO): cell surface
Molecular function (GO): olfactory receptor binding
Source: RefSeq, a predicted model, not a curated record
AUGAGGAUUUUUAGACCUUGGAGACUGCGCUGCCCUGCCUUGCACCUACCCUCACUCCCUUCAUUUUCCAUCAAGUGCAGUUUGCCCUCCCUUGCGCCAGACGAGACCAUGUGUAAAAGCGUAACCACGGGCGAAUGGAAGAAAGUCUUCUAUGAGAAAAUGGAGGAGGUAAAGCCAGCGGACAGCUGGGACCUCAUCAUAGAUCCCAACCUCAAGCACAAUGUGCUGGCCCCAGGCUGGAAGCAGUAUCUGGAGUUGCAUGCAUCAGGCAGGUUCCACUGCUCCUGGUGCUGGCACACCUGGCAGUCGCCCCAUGUGGUCAUCCUCUUCCACUUUUUCUUGGAUCGUGCCCAGCGGGCGGGCUCGGUGCGGAUGCGAGUCUUCAAGCAGCUGUGCUACGAGUGUGGCACUGCCCGGCUGGACGAGUCGAGCAUGCUGGAGGAGAACAUCGAGAGCCUGGUGGAGAACCUCAUCACCAGCCUUCGCGAGCAGUGCUACGGGGAGCGGGGAGGCCACUACCGCAUCCAUGUGGCCAGCCGCCAAGAUACGCGGCGGCACCGGGGCGAGUUCUGCGAGGCCUGCCAGGAGGGCAUCGUGCACUGGAAGCCCAGCGAGAAGCUGCUGGAGGAGGAGGCGACCACCUACACCUUCACCCGGGCCCCCAGCCCCAGCAAGCCGCAGGCCGAGACGGGUUCUGGCUGCAACUUCUGCACUAUCCCCUGGUGCUUGUUUUGGGCCACAGUCCUGCUGUUGAUCAUCUACCUGCAGUUUUCUUUCCGCAGUUCUGUCUAA